Messenger RNA from Echinostoma caproni, 699 nucleotides. NCBI's taxonomy places the organism in Eukaryota, Metazoa, Platyhelminthes, Trematoda, Plagiorchiida, Echinostomatidae. The record is from the annotation of a GenBank genome assembly.
AUGCCAGGACACGAAAAACGGUUUCGGAAAUUCGCAUCGAUUGAGUAUAAGGGUGUAUUGUUUAUGACCCCAUCCGAUUUCAUCAAUUCAUUAACCAGAGAUGUGCCUGCACAGUAUCGUUUGAUUCCAAUAGGAGAACGAGAAUUGGAGGGAUUUCUCAAAAAAACACCGCCCAAAAAUAAGGUUUCGAACAAUCUGUUUCGCCAGAUUCGAGACGAAGGUGUCCUGUCCUAUUCGGAAUACUUGUUUCUCUUGCAAGUGCUAACCAAGCCUCAUUCGGGAUUUGAAAUAGCAUUCAAAAUGCUAGACACGGAUCUUAGUGGAUCAGUAGAUGCGCACGAGUUUGCAAAGUUGAAUCAUGUCAUAGCUCAAGCAGCCGUAGACAGUGGCCUUUCGAAAGACAAUGCCCCGUCUGAUUUGACACUGCCAACAAAUGAAGUAUUUCAUACAACAUUGAUGACUCAUCUGUUCGGUAAAAAUCAGGACUGUCCGUUAACUUAUCAGGAGUUUAUUCGAUUCAUGCACAAUGUCCAAACCGAAGCGCUUGAGGUGGAAUUUCGCAGCUACUCCAUGGGACUACCAUCCAUAUCCCCGGUGGAUUUCGCUCAAAUCAUCUUGCGUUACACCACUUUGUCUAAGGCUGAUCGUGAAUUUCGGGUUCAGCGUCUUCGCGAAAAAUUGGAAGGUCCGGUGGUAGGU